AUGUCUAAAGUGGUAUCCGAAGCAGAAAAGAUUAUUGAGUUUGAUCCAAUUUUGCCAGACAAAGAAAUAAUAUCGGCGUUUAUACUAGCCGCCACUCUUUUAUACCGAUAUGGCGACUGCUACCGAAAUCACAUAUUGGUUACAGUGUCUGUCUUAACAGCAUGGUACUUCUCAUUUGUUAUUAUGUUCAUUUUACCAUUGGAUGUUUCUUCAACUGUCUAUAGACAAUGUCUAGAUAAUGCAACUCAUAUUGUUACACCUGGGCCUCAUCCAACAAAUGCUACAACAGCAGCUCCACCAACCAAUCUGUGUCAAAAGCCAUGGAGUUAUGUACCAGAUAGUGUCUUUCCUAAUCUCUGGAGGGUUGUAUAUUGGACGUCACAGUGCUUGACAUGGCUUAUAAUGCCGAUGAUGCAAUCAUAUAGUAAAGCUGGAGACUUUACAGUGAAGGGAAAACUAAAAUCUGCAUUGGUUGACAAUGCUAUUUACUAUGGCUCAUAUUUAUUAAUUUGCGGUAUCCUACUUAUAUACAUAGCAUUAAAGCCAGGAGUAUAUUUAGAUGGUCCUAAAAUCAAAGCCAUAGCAUCAUCAGCGAGUAACACUUGGGGCUUGUUUCUUUUAAUAUUACUUCUGGGCUAUGCUCUUGUUGAAGUACCAAGGAACUUGUGGAACAAUUCUAAGAAAAAUUACACUUUAAAUUAUAGUUACUUUAAAGUAGCUAAAUUGAGUACUGACAAAUGUGAAGCAGAAGAAACAAUGGAUGAAAUAUUAGAGAGCUUAAAUUCGGUUACUGCAGCAGUUGGUCCUGGACAUCCUUUAUACAGACAUGUAGAAACAAUUGUCCAAAAGCUCCCAAUACAACUGCGGGAUAAAUUAAAUUCAAGAGCGCCACCUGAAAGGCCCUCACCACCCUCAUUUAAGUCACUUGUCAAUUUACAUAAGAAGACCAUCAAGGCACUACAUGUGUUACAAAGAACAGAAACUCAAUGGGGUUUGAUGUUGGAACGCAUAUUUCAUUUAGAAGAUAUCGCAGCAAACUCUCGCUCGCCUGACCAUAGGUUUCAGCACACAUUCCAUACUCCAAGGCCGAGGUUUCAACGUCUAUUUUAUCCUCCUAUUGUUGAAUGGUACUGGGAAUGCUUUAUCAAACAGUAUUUCCUGAAGACAAUGGCGGUAGUAACGUGCAUACUGUCGGUGGCCGUCGUGUGGUCUGAAGUGACGUUCUUCUGUAAGAAGCCCGUGCUAUCAAUAUUUGCAAUGAUAGUGAACUCGGCAAGAGAUACCUAUAAUUAUGCUGCUAUUGUGUCAAUAUCAACCCUCAUUAUCGCAUACAUGUUCUACUGCGCGUACUCAACAGUACUGAAGAUCAGGGUUCUCAACCUGUACUACCUGGCGCCUCACCACCAGACCAACGAGUACAGUUUGAUAUUCUCUGGCAUGAUGGUGUGCAGGUUGACUCCGGCUAUGUGCUUGAACUUCCUCAGCUUAGUUCAUAUGGACUCGCAUGUUAUUAAGGAGAGGAUUAUGGAAACUUAUUAUACGCAGAUAAUGGGACACAUGGAUGUGUUAGGCAUCAUAGCGGAGGGUUUCAACAUAUACUUCCCCAUGCUGGUAGUACUGCUCUGUCUCGCUACAUACCUUUCCCUUGGAAGCCGCCUGCUAUCGUUAUGUGGAUUCCAACAAUUUGUAGGAGACGAUGAACUGACUACUGACCUGGUUGAUGAAGGACGGGAAAUUAUUAAACGUGAGAAGCGCAGACGCCAACGCGUGGAGGAGUCGAUAGCGCGCCGACGCGACUACAACGAGCGCUUCUCCAACUACACCACGAGAGACAACCAAGAUGGAGCCCGCACCGGGCUCCUGCACGACGUGGACGCAGACUACUACGUGAGCGACCGCGCGCACCCGGCGCCCAGGGACGACGAGUUCGACGCGCUGCCCGCCGUGCGCCGCGACAUGACCAUGCCCCCUAGAGGGCUGUUUGAUGAUGUU
Molecule: messenger RNA, 1992 nt
Organism: Brenthis ino (lesser marbled fritillary)
Lineage: Eukaryota; Metazoa; Arthropoda; Insecta; Lepidoptera; Nymphalidae
Source: the annotation of a GenBank genome assembly